Molecule: messenger RNA, 3375 nt
Organism: Chara braunii
Lineage: Eukaryota; Viridiplantae; Streptophyta; Charophyceae; Charales; Characeae
Source: the annotation of a GenBank genome assembly
GGAACAUCAGCCAGCCUCUGAAUCAACCGGUACCUUCCGGUAGUCUUGCUUUCUCCGGCUGGCUGUGUUUCGAUAAAACUGGGCGGGAUUGCAGAGCAAACCUCUCUUCCACAGUCGCCAUAGCUGCGGCUAGGGUUGGGGUGAGAGAAUCCUUUUGAGUCGGUGCGCGCACGUUGUUUCUCUUCUUCCGCCAUAUCCUAGCGACAAUGACAGUCAAGCGCCGAAACCGCGGCAGGUCUAAGCAUGGCCGCGGGCAUACCAAUUUCAUCCGCUGCUCUAACUGCGGGCGCGCGUGCCCCAAGGACAAGGCCAUCAAGAGAUUUUUGGUCCGUAAUAUCGUCGAGCUCGCCGCUAUUCGUGAUGUUCAGGAGGCUUGUAUCUACGACAACUACGUGUUGCCCAAGCUGUACGCGAAGAUGCAGUACUGCGUGUCGUGUGCGGUCCACUCUCACGUCGUGAGAGUGAGGUCUAGGGAGAACAGGAGAAACCGUGACCCACCUCCGAGGUUCAGGAGAGGAGAAGUGUCGGGACCGGGUGGGCGUCCUCGUCCCGGCGGAGCUCUCGGUGGGCAAGGCGGGGGCGGUGGGGGCGGUGGUGGUGGCGGCGGCGGCGGCGGCGGCGCAGGCGCCGGCGGUGCGUAGACGCUGACCUAUUCGCUUCAAAACGAGCUAUUCCCUGGGCGAGGGAACAGUCGCACCGUGUCUGAACUGUGGUUUUAACGGAGGAACGUAACAGGAACCCCGUGUAUUUCUGGACAAGCAGACGUUUCCCGUGAGCGGAAUACGGUAUUUCGCCGUUCUUAAUUCCCCUGGCUAGUUAACACAAGCCACUGUCGGAAUGGGUUUAUCUCUGCAGCAGCUCGCGUGUCUAGGAGGGGGGGAAGAAGACUCUGGAAUCCGUGCGGUGUUCUUCUAUCGCGGGAGUUAUGCUGUUGGAAACGGGGACGUUCAUAUUCGCCGGCGGCCGGUAGGGUGAAUGAAUGGUUGGUGAGCAUGCGUGGGGUAUGGGUUGAAGGAACGGGGAGGAUGGUGGGGAUGGAGUGGUUCUUGGUGCCAAGAGUGAAGCGGAUGGCGUAGCUAGGUUUUGCAGAUUCUCAUCCUGGGUGUUGACUCUCGGCGGGCGGUUUUAGGGCCACAUCAAAAGAGACCGGCAUUUAGGGUUUGUAACUCGUUUGAGGGUUGGUGAAUUACGCAAGCAGAGCGGGACUUCUUUGUGACGGUCUUGUUAAUCAUGCAAGAGGAGCAGGACAAAAGAAUUUCAUGGCGUAGCGUGCGCAGAGUGAUAAUCUUUAUCAUCAUGUUUUGCCAAGUUUUGAGAGUGCCCUGGCAUGUUUCGUUUCGUUAAAAGUUUUCUGUUCCAGGUUUACAAAGUCGAUCCCUUGGGAAUUAUCCCGAACUUGACUCUGGUGUUCCUUCCCUAAACUCUGGUGUUUUUUUUCCCCCUGACCCUGACUCUGGUGGGUUUCUCUUCUCUGACUCCGGUUGUUUUUUUUACCCUGACUCUGACGGGUUUCUUUUCCCUGAUUUUUGUGCCGUCAUUUCCCGGACUCUUGUGGUGCUUUUUCACCUGAGUGUGGUGGCCGUCUUUCCCCGAACCCUUAUCUUCUUUCCCCUCGCUCUGUUGUUCUUUCCUCUUGGUGUUUUUUCCCAUGAUUCUGCUGUUGUGUUCCUUGACUAUGUUUUUUUUACUUCCUGACUCUGCUGUUGUGCGGUAUGACUUUGUUCUUUCCCUCGACUCUGGGGCUCUUUUGUUGGACCAUGGUGCUCUUUCUCCGGACUCUGUUAUUUUUUCUCCUAUCUGUGAUGUAGUCUUUUCUCAUGACUAUGUGGUCUUUUCCCGCUGUUGAAAUCGAAAUGCAACCAGAUAAGUACCUGGAGCCUCUGCCUUAUUAUGUUCUCUCGUGGCCGUCGUCCUUUCUGUUAAUACGUUGAGCCUGUCGAUUUUAUGUCAUCUGCGAGUGUCCUCCGUCGUUCUGUACUUCGAUCCUGAUGUUUGGUGUGAAUUGGGUUUUUCACAUUCAACUGUUGUUUCUGAAUAUUCUGUUCGGUAUCAUUUGCAAGACGUAAAUGUGGGAAUGACCUUCCUGAUUACUCUGUUGGGGUCAGGAUUAAACGUUUUAGGUUUUGAAUGUGCAAUGUCUUUCGGGGGGAAUUUUCUUUUUCUUACGACUGCUUGCAUGCUUUCUGUCACGACAUUAGCUUGAAUGGAAGCAUCGGAGGUAAUGUGAGAUUUUGUUAUAAUGGGAGGAGUUUAGCGGCGAAUGGUACUGUAGCCAAAAUGAGUCCCGUGAGGCCCUAAUUGAAUCGAUUAUGAGGACGUCGGAGUUUUUAAUCGAGGACGUCGGAGUUUUUAAGAGAAUUUCAGAAAGGGAAAAUUAGGGCGCAGACACUCUUUCGGUUUGAAAAUGCCGAGGAAAAUCGUGAAUGGAUACAAGGCAUGUUCAGGAAUGGAUCCCCUCACGCGAGCUUUAGUGUAGCACGUGUGUAGCACGUGGAUCUUUUCCUUUUCCUCUUUCAUCACAUCUCAUGUUGCAAGCUCAUCGUUUUGGUUAAGUGGCAUUUUCCUUCUUUACAUCGUUGAGAGGGCUUUGCGGUUUUGUUACGUAGCGUCAAGCAUCGGACUGACUAACGGAGAGGCAUCGGACUGACUAACUGAGAGGCAUCGGACUUGCUAACGCAGAGGCGUCGUUCUCUCUAAUGGAAAGCCAUUGAACUCGUUACUGGCUGCCUCCGAACACAAUGCGCUCGCGUAAUGAAUGUAUACAAUCCGACUUACGGGUACGAUACGGACAUGAUGAGGGAGUGUUGUAUUUCGCGGAAGAUCGUAGUAACGGAGAGGCGUCGGACUUUAGGAGAGGCAGUGUUCUUACCAGUCUCUCUACGAGCACAAUGUACCCAUUUAAUGAAUGUAAACAAGCUGACUCUCCGGUCCGAUACGGGCAUGAUGAGGUUGUGUAAUUUUCAGUGGGAGACAGGUAGUCACGGUGAGGCAUCGUCCUCACUAUACUGUCUCUUCUCGAACAGAAUCCACUCUUGUAAUAACGAGUGCUCUUCCGUCUUAUACGGUAACGAGGCUGUUGUGUUCGGUGGAAUGUUUGUACUAUUAUGCUGGACAGGCGCAGGACAGGUGUCGGAAUCUUAUUCUGCCGUACUGAUUUACCUCUUUGGGGUGCAACUUUGGCGUUCUUGUCCACGACUUCGGGGGCUUUUUUUGAACCGAAGCCGUCCUGCCUUAUUGGGUUCCGUCUAGUAGGACCUGACGAUUUCCGUUCGAAAAGCACCGGUAGGACCGCACGAGGCUGUUGGAGAGGAGUAUCGAACGUCGAAGUUAUUAUUCCGAAAGGAAAAUCGUGCUGUCGAGUUUUGCACGUGUGCU